Messenger RNA from Corvus hawaiiensis (hawaiian crow), 3026 nucleotides. RefSeq names its product dynein regulatory complex subunit 7 (gene DRC7). Gene Ontology annotation, biological process: flagellated sperm motility. The record is from RefSeq and is a predicted model, not a curated record. The coding region runs from base 540 to 2744 and encodes 734 amino acids. NCBI's taxonomy places the organism in Eukaryota, Metazoa, Chordata, Aves, Passeriformes, Corvidae. Gene Ontology annotation, cellular component: motile cilium. The transcript has 15 exons.
GCGGGGCCCCCCGGGCAAGGUCUGUGCCUCCCUGUGCCCGCCGUGUGCCCCGCUCGGGGUCAGCCUGACCGCAGGGACGGCACACGAACACCCCCCGCGCCGGCGGGUGAUACAGGGCCCCCGCUGCCCUUGGGGGCUGCCGGCUCCGCAGAGCGUCCCGCUCCCUCCAAGGCCCCUGCGCGGCUGCGGGCUGGGGCACGGCCUGUGCCCAGCGGAUUGAUGGAGCUCCUGCCCCGCCAGCAGCACCCCCGGCAGGAGGGAGGACACGGGGUACACAUUCUGAACAUGGGGACGUGCUCUGCCCUACCGAGCCAGGCUCUGCCUGCUCUGCCGCGCUUAGGGUGUCCAGGAACACAGAGCCGCUUAUUUGCCAAACCCAGCCCAAACUCCGUGCUCUCCCUUUACUCUCAUGGUUCUGGCUGGCUCAGCCAUGCUCAUGUACCAAACCACUGUGGCCGCGAUGUGUUUCUCUGUUCCUGUGUAGCUGGGUCCCACCCCUGAAUUCACCUGGUGUGUGCGUUCCUGUAGUGCCAGGCAGAAUGGAGGCCCUGGAGGAGACGGAGGAAGUGGGGCAAACACCAGAAGACGCGAACUCUUUAAAUAGCAGUGAUUUCCUCGAUGACUUGGAGGCAGAUAUAACUGUGGAGGAAGCCUCUGUCCCAAGUGAUGUACCUGGUUUUGACUGGAGCUCCAUUGACACAUCCCACUUACCAUCUUCGUACAAGACAAAUUCCCGGCAGGAAAAGGAACUGCUGCAGCUUGCUGACCAUUUCCUCGAGCAGUACACUCACCUGUGCCCUGACCGCAAGCCGCUCUUCGUCCACCCAGUCAACGAGUGUGGUGUGCAGAAGUUUGUGAGCACGACAUUGAGGCCAACCCUGCUGCCUUUCCCAGAGCUGUACUACUGGUCAGGCUGUGCCAGCUUUGUCUGUGAUUACCUCAUCAUGGAGCCCCUCAAGUGCCCAAUCACACUGCCCAGUUCGCUCUAUUCCCCAACCACCAUCCUGAAAUACCAGCGAGGGAACUGCUUUGACUUCACUGUGCUGCUGUGCUCCCUGCUGAUCGGGGCUGGCUACGAUGCCUACUGUGUACAUGGAUAUGCCACCCGUGAAAUGUGCUCCCUGGACCAGACUCAGGAGGUCUGCCCACUGCUCAGGAAGCCACUGGAGGAACCAAAAGAGGAGGACCCCAACAAGUACAGAAUUAAGUACCCUUUAGAGCCACAGAGCAAGUUUGAGCUUCAGCAGAAGGACAAGAAGGAGGAAGAAACUGAACCUGGACAAGAGGAGGAAAGAGAAGAGGAGGUUGUCAUGGAGGUGGAAAAGCCCAGGCGAGACCCUUUGCACGGCUUACGGGUGCACGCAUGGGUUCUGCUUCUGUCUGGGAAGAGGAAGGUUCCCGAGACCUUCUUCAUCAACCCGUUCACAGGAAACCACCACAGCACCACGGAUGAGUGCUUCCUUGGGAUUGAGAGCAUCUGGAACCACAGGAACUACUGGGUGAACAUGCAGGACUGCCGGCAAGGCUGCAAGGAUCUCAGCUUUGACUUGAGUGAUUCUAUCUGCUGGGAAAUUAUGUUUUCAGAGAGCAACGAGCCCUCUCAGUUGCCCACAGAGUCACCCAAGAAAGACACAGAUGACAUGGAAAAGGGGGAAAUAGACAUGAGCUUUGAGAUGCCACUAUCGUGGGUAGCCCCAAUUAAGGUAUCUUACAGAGAAUAUGAGAAUCCCUUUUCCCAGGGGAAGAAGGUGGUCCUGUACAAUAAAGCAAAACUGGAGAAAUGGGCGGCGUAUGCGAAUGGAGAUGGGCUGGUGGAACGUGUCACUGUCUACACAGACUCAGACUGUACUGAAGAAGUGGAGGUGAAGGAGUGGUUCAAACAUCGAGAAGACCUGUUGUAUAUGAGAGAAGUGAAUAAACAAACACAGCUGAUCACAGACUAUUUCAGGCCAGGACACCCCCUCCUUCUUAAAGCUCACUCCUACACGUCGCUGGAACCUGAGACUGGACACACAGUGGAGUAUUACCAUACAGCACGAGUUGAUGGCCUCUGGAAACGUUUUGAAAAUGCUACUGAGAUAACAGAGCACUUCGUGGGGCGGGAGGACUUCCUGCACAUGCGGCACAUAGAGCUUGGUGAAAGAGACAAGAAAAUGCAAACGGCUGGCAUCAGAACUGAUGCUAACCCCCGGCCUAUAGUGCAAAUCAAGGAGUAUUUCCACAGAAAUCCAGAAAAGCCUGCUGACGAAGAUAUAGAGGAACGUAUCUUUAUGGUCAUAGAUGAUAUCAUCCAGCUGACAUAUCACCUCGAGGUUCAUGACACCAUUGCCUCAAAGGUGGUUUUCUGCAGAGUAAUAGGGAGGGAGAAGAGAGAAGACGAAAUCUUUCUGAGCCGAGAAAACUCUGUCACAUACCAGCCGUGGGCCCCGGAGAAACACAGGAACAUGCUCCAUCUGUACAACUUGCUGUGGGAGCUGAGAGCAGAACAGAAGCUGCUGAAGCAACAAGUCCGGGACUCUGAAGCAGAGAUGUUAAAUAUUUUGACGGAACGUGAGCAUGAGGAAGCCAAUAUUAAAUUGUCAGUUUCAAUGUAUAACACUGCAAGGAGAGGAAAACAGCAUGAAGCCACGGUGCUGAAAGAGGAGCAGAAGAGCUCCCAGAGUUCCUUGGAGAACAAGAAUCAGCUCAUCAGAGGGGAGGAUGAAUCCCUCACCCAUCACACUGCAACCAACUCCUCGUUCUAGAGACUCAGCAGGGACUGGGAAUGACUGCCUUAGCAGGGGAGGUUUAUCAGUCAGCCCCCCAGAACAUGAAACUGAAGCUACUCUGUAAAAUAUUCUAGUCCAUGUCCCACUGCAGUUUUCUUCUGAUAUCCCCCUUCUUCUUCUACAGAAAAGCAGUUGGCACAAUAGAAACUUAAAGAAAUGGUGCUCAAGAAUCCUCUCCUGGCUGGGCACCUCAGGCGUUACUGAUUUCUUCAUUCCUUUUCUGGAGCUGCCUGCAAUAAAUCUUUCACUAUCAUCACA